Molecule: messenger RNA, 3854 nt
Organism: Lepisosteus oculatus (spotted gar)
Lineage: Eukaryota; Metazoa; Chordata; Actinopteri; Semionotiformes; Lepisosteidae
Gene: sytl4
Product: synaptotagmin-like 4
Biological process (GO): intracellular protein transport; exocytosis
Cellular component (GO): plasma membrane; exocytic vesicle
Molecular function (GO): neurexin family protein binding; small GTPase binding; phospholipid binding
Source: RefSeq, a predicted model, not a curated record
GGGCGCAAACAACAAAAAAAACUCCUCUGCCCAAACAGCAGCUUUUGGUGUUUUCCGGGAUCGGGAUUGCUGGCCGCAGGAUCGCGAGAGGACAGCUCGAGGACGGGGCGCCUUGCACCUGGAGUGCUCUUUGAGGAAGACCAGUGCAGGGGCGAGCGAGGAAGCACCGACCGCAGCCAGGCUGCCGGAGACGGCCGGCCUCCCGAGCGCCGGUGUGCGCGGCCUUGCCGAGCCCGCCCGAGCCGAGGCGCCUCGCUCUGCGUCGGCUCGCUGCCCCGGCCGGCCUGCUGCAGGAUGUGGCCGGGGGCGGAGGUCAUUGACGUGGCGUUCCUGACGGAGCCGGAGCGGGAGCUGAUCCUGGCGGUGCUCCAGCGGGACCAGGAGCUGCGCCGGGUGGAGGAGCUGCGUGUCAGGAGGCUGAAGGCCGAGCUGCUGGACAUCCGCCGGAAGGGCGCCAAGCGCAGCAGCCAGGACUACAGCCGCCGGGCCUGCGGGCGCUGCCAGGAGCCGCUGGGCAGGCUGAGCGUGGGCAGCAGCCGGUGCCGGAGUUGCAACCACCUGGUGUGCCGCCGCUGCCAGGUGGUCCGCGGCGGCGGAGGCUCCUGGGCCUGCAGCGUGUGCGCCAAGGAAGGGGAGCUGAAGAAGAGCACGGGAGACUGGUUUUACGACCAGCGGGUCAACCGCUUCAUGAACGCUCCCGGGUAUGACCUGGUGCGGGCCUCCCUCAGGAAGAGGCCGCCAGCGAAGAAGCGGGAGACGGUGGGAGAGGUGCUGCUGCAGCGCUCCGAGCUGAACCCCAGCCCCCGGCCCAGAGCGACGGACCCCCAGGCUGUGGACAAGGGGCUCUUCCCUGAGAUCUCUGUGCCCACAAAGGCACGAGAGCAGCAGGGCAGCGAUGCAGAGCUGCUGGAGAGAGGCAGCCUGAGCAGCUACCAGCCUGAGAUCCACUCCUCCCAGGCUAGCCCUGUCCUGCAGCGGAGGGACUCUGUACAGGGCCCAGGGCCUGGUGCGUCCACUCUGACUGUCCCCACCAAGCCUGAGGAGGCCAAGAGGAGUGACCCUGAGCCAUUUUCCAGCUCUGGUGUGACAGCAGACGAGAGUGACGUCCUCUUCAAGAAGAAUCCCAGGAGGACAUUGAAACCUCCAGAGUACAGUCGGCCGACCUCUGUCCUGGACCUGCGUGAAAACGCUCUGGGGGUGGACGGAGGAUCUAUGGGAGACCGAAGCAAAUCUGUCCCAGGCCUGAACAUCCAGGAGGAAGAGGAGGAGGAGGACAUAGACAGCCUGGUGGAGAUCCACAGGAAGUCUGCAGGCAGCACCUACAGUCUUCGUAGCUCAGGUUCCAGGACCACGCUGGGAAGUAUGAUGAGCGUGUACAGCGAGGCGGGAGACUACGACAGCGCAGAGGUCUCCGGCGAGAUCGUUUUCUCGCUGAGCUACGACGAGCGCACCCAGACCCUGUGCAUCUUCAUCAAGGAGUGCCAGAACCUAGCCCACGGGGACGUGACCAAGCAACGCUCCAACCCGUACGUCAAGUGCUACCUGCUUCCGGACAUGUCCCGCCAGAGCAAGAGGAAAACCGCUAUCAAGCGCAACACCACCAACCCGUCCUACAACGAGACCCUCAAGUACAACAUCACCCAAUCCCAGCUCAUGAUGCGCUCCGUCCAGCUCUCCGUCUGGCACUAUGACCGGUUCGGACGCAACGUCUUUCUGGGCGAGGUGGAGCUCCCGAUGGACUCCAGGAACUUCGACACGCCCUUGGAGGAGUGCAUGCCUCUCUGUGGGAAGGUUAAGCCUGAGAACGGUGGUGCCUACGGGCAGUACAAAGGCGAGUUGGUCAUCUCUCUCAAGUACGUCUCUCCACACAAACUUCCUGCUGACAAAUCGAGAGGCAAGAGGAAGAAGGAGGAGAGUGGAGAGCUUCACGUCUUGAUCAAAGAGGCCAAGAACCUGAAUGCAAUGAAGUCGGGAGGCACCUCCGAUUCCUUUGUGAAAGGGUACCUGUUACCGUCCAGGACCAAGAUGACCAAGAGGAAGACACCGGUGGUGAAGAAGACUCUGAACCCGCACUAUGACCACACCUUCGUGUACAAGGACCUCCGCCUGGAGGAGCUGAAGAACAUGUGCGUGGAGCUCACAGUGUGGGACCGCGAGGCCAUGUCCAGCAACGACUUCCUGGGGGGCGUCAGGCUCAGCACAGGGACAGGGCUGGCCAAGGGGGAGAAGGUGGACUGGAUGGACUCCAGGGGUGAGGAGGUGUGCCUGUGGCAGAAGAUGAUGCAGUACCCUGACUCGUGGGCAGAGGGCACUCUCCCACUGCGCUCCUCCAUGGGCAAAAGUCAAUGAGCAGGUCACCCUGAAAGAGACGCAAGGGAGGUGGAUUGUAGGAAAGGUCCAGAAUGGAUCCCGAUUUCUUGCUUUUCUUUUCCUUCGUGUUGCAGGAAGCUGUCAUUUUUUGAAGGCUUUCAAUAAGGUGCUCUUAACUGUUGAGAACGUUUAUUCUUAUUGAAAAUGGCGAGAUGAACUAUACAUCUCCAUUUAAAAAAGCUAUAUAGGCCCCUUAUUAUGUAUCUUUAAAAAACAUGUUUGAAAAUCGGGGCCUUUUUGUUAUCUGCUAAUUUCUUAAUAAGGUUAGGACUUAAUUGUUUAAUUAGACAAAUACAUUCCACAGUCAAACACUGGAUUUACCAAAGGGUUUUAAUGGCACAUAAUAUAUUUAUUUUUGCCUUUUAAAUGGGGAGGGGUAGAGGAUUUUAAUUAUCCCUUUAAGUAUGAAGAGCACUGGAAACUGCUGACUUGCAUUUUUUCCAACAUUUUAGUUCAGUACUAGAAUGUCAGUGCUUCAGUUUUGUGGCUUAAUCCUCUUACCAAAAAGGGAAAAGCAAUCAGAGCAAUUGAGUUUCUGGAAGCUGGUGUCAUGGAUUUUGCUUUGGGAAGAUAUAAAAAAUCCCAGGAGAAAGUGCCAUGAAUGCUGGGGAUCAUUGUGUGUUGGAGCUCCUUUCACUGUUCCGAGUCUGCUGUUCACACACCUCUUCUGCAGUUGAAGUUUUUUUACAUGUAACAAAAUGUUCUUAAGACCUGUUUGAUCAGUUGCAUUGCUGUGUAUAAUGGGCUUCUGCUUCACUGAAGCACACAGAGGUGGGGAGCAAGUAAGACCUGUAAAGAAACAGCUUUUUCCUCUCAUUCUUGACUGUCUGGUCUAGUGCACAACAGGAAGGCAGAGAACAAAUCCAUUGAGUGAGUGCUGCUUUCUGCAUUCCAGAUACGGUUUAGUCACCUUGAGAAAUCCUUUGUAAUUUUAUUGUUAACAGUCACAGUCGCAUUAAAUAAGGCAGAACAUUACUCCUGAGCCCACAAUUACCAGGCAUGUCCUGUGCAAUGUGUGCAAACCUUUGUCUUUUUCAAAUCCACUUCACAGAGCAAAGGGACUAUUAGUAUAAAAGGUUUCAUUUUGUUUGGAUUUGUUUAUUUAGAAAUAUUUGCCAAAAUUAUUGUGUGCAAUCAUUGCAUUCAAAAUUUUGUUCACAAAUGCACAAAUAAAACUUAAAGCAUUAACUUCUGAAAGCAAAGUGCCACUACGACAGAAGGCGAUCGGAUUCUAAAUCUGGAAAAGCUUUUAAAUGUUUGUAAUCUGAGUGACGGUGUUUUGACUUUAAAAUGUGCAGGGAAGAGCCACACAGGAAGUGACCUUUGAUGCUCACUUCCUGCCUGCAGCUCGUGACUGCAGGCUGGGCAGAACAUCCGGCUGUACUUCUACAGCGGGGUCAUGAUGAAGAGGAGUUAUUUUUUAAAAAACUAAUUUUAUCAUUUAUCUUAAAAAGAAUGCUUUAAUAAAUAUCGUUUUGAUUACA